GCCCAACCCAAAGAGCGCCCUUACUCCUCAGCCCAGAAACAGACCAUCACCGGAGAAGAACAGGACCAACAAAGCCUCACAAAAACCCUCCUCUUCUUCUUCUUCUUCUUCUUCUUCUUCUUCACAGAGCAUCCUGCCAUUUGAACUCCAUCGAACCAGAAUACAGAAGAAAGAACAAGAUGGGGAGCAGACUGGGGAGACGAGUAGUCAACUUCGCGAACCUUCCAAUCAAGCUGCUAAUGCCAACCACUUUCACUAACAUCAAAGAGAUAGCCCUCAAGACCAUACCUUCUGCCUCCAAGAUCGAGAUCAAGCGCGUCCUCGAGUCACUCUAUGGCUUCGACGUCGAGAAGGUCCGAACCCUCAACAUGGAAGGCAAGAAGAAGAAGGCUGGUGGCAUCUUGUACGCCAGACCCGACUACAAGAAGGCUUAUGUCUCGUUGAGAACGCCUCUAUCCAUCUCGGAGAAUCUGUUCCCAAUCAAGGUUAUACAAGAGGAGAGGCAGAGCCAGACCAAGAACAAGAAUGUUGUGGAAGAAGAGGAAAGGAAAAGGCAUUGGCUUGAUGAGAAGAGGGAGAGUGGGAAUGAAGGCAGGGUUAAAGUGAGGGCAAAUAAAGGGUCAAGGUCAGGUCGUGGCGGUGGGGAGGUGAAGUUCCCCUGGAGCAGUAUGAAGAAGGCUAAUUAGGUGGGUACGAAUUUGUUCUGUUUGUCUUAGUUUUACAUGGAGUGUGGGGUUUAAUAAGGUCUUAUGGUUUCAUCUUGCCUUAAAACUGCGGUUUCUGUAAUGACUAUGAAUGUGGAAAUUGGGAUACAGUAUACUUCUUUUAUGGUUAGAAGGUUCUUUUUUGGCCGGAAUGGUUAGAAGUUAUGAAAAAUGCAUGUUGUUGAAGUCUUAUGAGAAGGCCUUUUGAUGUUAUAGUUCAUGAAUUGUGUU
Messenger RNA from Rubroshorea leprosula, 935 nucleotides. The record is from the annotation of a GenBank genome assembly. Lineage: Eukaryota; Viridiplantae; Streptophyta; Magnoliopsida; Malvales; Dipterocarpaceae.